GUUUUCGCUAUUAUCAACUGUUGAUUGCAACAAAGAGAUGUGAAAAAGCCCGCAGAACAUUCCAAGAACUCCGCCCAUCAAGAUGCAUUCCGCCCAGGCGCAGGCUCAGGCCCGCGACAAGAUCUUCAAGAACUGGAGGGGCAUUAGCGAGGUGACCAUCAUCAAGGAGGUGGCCACCAAGGGCGAGCACAUCGACCUGUGCAUGGAGUACUGGGCGCAGAAGAGGAAGAUUCCCGUCGCGGAGUACCGCCACUACUUCUACGACGUGGUGCAGGCCUAUGUGCAGCGACUGCUCUCCGAACGACUUGUCUGCAAGGCGGAGGACGUCAUCCGGAACGUGGACAGGGAUGUGAAGUGCUUCUUCUUUCAGUUCGCCUGCGAGUGCCAGGAUGAGGAGUUGAGUGAGUUUGUGCUGGAUCACCUGCGCAGUCGGGAGCCCCUAAUGUACGAGCAGGAAGAGCCAGUACUGGCCUACCACUGGUCCUUGGUCCAGCAACUCCGGGAGUGCGAGGCCCUGGUGGCCAAGCACCGGACACAGCUGCCCCGUGUCCACAUAGAAGCCAUGAUGACAUUACCGGAGCCGGCACUGCAGGUGCUCCUCGUAGAACUGUACUUUGCCAAUGGCAACGAAUCUUUGCUGGGAUCUCUCUCCAAGGAAAUGGUCUGGCAGCACCUGGUAGACAGUGACCAGCAAGCGAAGCUCCAGCGUUGGUGUCGCCUCCAGGAGGAGGGCUUCGAGUCCCAGGAAACGCUUUGUCCCUUGGAACAGAGCUUCACCGCCUGGAAAAUAGAUGUCACCAUGUACGAGUACGCUCUGGAGGAACUGCAGCAGCCCAGCGAAGUGCUGCGAAACUUCUUUGCCCGCGCGGGAUACUUUUUCGAGGACGAGUCCGGCGAUAUUCCUUCCCUGCUCCGUCGCCUUUGCACCAUGGAGUGCUUGGGAAAGCAUGCUGACCUCCUCAGCCGUCAACCACUGGCUAAGUACCUGUUGGAUCGUGGUCAGUACUCGCUGCUUCUCAUGGAUUGCGUGCCUGUCGCCUCGCUGGAACAGCUGGCGGGCACUGAAACGCACCAGGAGCCUCUGAUUAACCUAAUCGUCGACAUAAAAACGAAUUCAUUGACCGAAAACGAGGGAUUUGAGUUGAUAUCCAAGAGCGUUCAAACGUACUUGGAAAAAACUCACGACACAGUCGAUUCCUUUGAAGGGCAUCCCCUGCUCACCUUCUACGAUUUUCUCGGUCAGGAGCCAAGUGUGCGUUCUUUGGAGGGAUUCCUGACCUCUACCAACUUGGGUCGGGUUCCCUAUCUCAAAUCUCUGAUUGCUCGUUUCGAUCAUGGACCGACGAGCAGCAAUUUCGGGCUACCCACAGCCCAUGAUCUCUUCAUGAAGUUCAAACACGUUAAUUUGCCGCUACUAGCCACUGCUGGACAUGGUGAGCUGGUCUGCUUCUCAAACGCGCGCCUUAGUCAGCGAUAUGCCAGGAAAUCUCAACUGAAUUACACCCAUUACCUGAAGCAACAGCGCAGCGCCUAUGCUGUAUACUAUCUUAUCACGGAGCAACUUCAGCUCUACGGUCAGAUUACAAAGACGCAGCUGUUCCACGCCUGUGAGACUGUCACCCAGAUAGCAUUGCAGCACGCUGGCGAUGACGAGUUGGUUACCCAUUGCGUUGCCUGUUGCGAGAUGCUGGGUUUCGAUACCCAGCCACUAAGGAGUUUUCUCCUGCUGCAGAGGAAGCUACCGAAGUGCCAAACCGGACAAAGUUACUCCGAACUUCUAGCUGAAUGGGAUAAGGACUUAGUGGAAAACCUGGAGGCCAGUCCCAGAGAAUUUCCUUUGGAACUUUAUCAAGCCCUAAUGCGUUUAGCUAUCAGGGACACUCCUGGAAAACUUCCAGUGGCUUUGCUCCAAAGCUAUGCCUCCAAAAAUAAUUGGUGGCACUUGUUGCUAGUCUUCCAAUUCUUUGAUCUUCUAAGUGAGCUUAAGAAGCUCUUGCCCCACUUCAAGUCAUCUCCUAUCGGUGUGCAUCUUCUGCGAGCGUUGAGCUACGAAUCAUCUGGAGAUCGCCACCACAAAAGAACCCUGCAACGGCCGCCUCGUCGUAGCGGGGAAACACAAACCAACUCCUCUCAGGAGACGAUGACCAACUCGUCGCAUAGUUCGAAUCAGGAUACCAGCAUGCAGCAGCUUCAAAGGAAUACGGAUCAAUCCCUUUGCACUCUGCUGACACACACAGCUCGGCAGGAUAUAUUUGCUAUAAUACUAUGCAGUACCAAUAGUCUUCCAGAUGAGCUCAUUGCCACCACACCAAAGUUUUUGGAGAUGAUGGUUGGGAACAGCUCCCAGUGCAGCAGUAUAAACCUCUUGAGGCACUGCAUUCGCCAGGAACUUCCCAUCUUGGCUGUUCUGGCAGCCACUCUCAGCGAGCAAAACCGGGAGUGGUGCUGGUUCGUUUGGCUUUCGGUGGCCAGCGGACAGUGGAGUCUACAGCUCCAGGAGGCAUCCAAGGUGCGCGAUGAGAACCGAUCGGAAUGGGUGUGGUCAGUCAUUCGAGGAGCUGUGGCUGGUGGACACUUGAAUGCCCUUUUACACAGCCUAGAAAUCUUUCAGCCGGACUGCAAGCUAACUCAUCUGUACCGCUUUCUUCAACUGACUGCGCACCAAGAAGACUUUAGUGAUGCAACAAUUGUGGAGCUGCGCCACUUCUUUUUUAGCUGGAGCCAGAAUUCAGUUGCGUUGCCUCUGUGUGGGUCUCAGCAUAGAAAACAGGUCAUGCAGCGCUCCAUUGGCCUGCUGCUCAUUCAACUGCAGUCGAAUUUCGACUGCAUUCUGCAGCAGCAGCGCUUCCUUGAGUGCAUCUGUCGUUCGGAUGUGGGCGACAUUUGUGAUCUUCUGGACUUCUGCCUUCUACAUAAAGUUUUCGGAGUCGCAGCUACCUGGCUGAGGGAACUAUCCAUUGAUCUCGAGCACCUCGUGAGGAGGGACAGCUCCGAGUACAAGCGACUGGUAGAUGCCCUGACUGAGGCCCGAGCUUAUGACGAAGCCCUUCAACUGGCCACAUUGCUACAGUUGCCUUUAACUGACAUCGUGUAUGGUAAAUGGAUGGCGGAGCUGGAAGCCGGACAACUAAGACCCCACCAGGAGUACGAAAAGGACAUACAACAACACGCUUUGGCUCCCGCCAUCCUUGUAAACUUCCUGCUGCAGGCAGCUUCCGCCGUUGGUCAAGUGAGCCUCCGGCGAUAUGAGCUGCUGCAAAGUACGCUGGGCGUCAUCAAAAAGCAUCACCUGUUUCCAAACGAAUCCUUUGAUCGUGAUCAGAUCGAGUAUGACAUGGUUUUGUGCUAUCUGCAGCUGCCGGAGAACCAGCUCUCUCAGUUAUCCAUUUACCACUCGGAGUAUUUCGAGCAGAUCAUGCUUCAAGAGCGCUGUGUGCUGUAUAAAUCCUUUUCGGAACUCAAAGAACUAGCUGGAAUCGAUGAUCUCAGCACAGCUGAAAAGACUCCGCUUACCUCUGAGAUGGAAGACCGACUCAAUACUCUACUAAACACUCUAUUGGACAAGGGUGACAUUGUAGAGGCACUGCGUCUUCAAGAGCUCUUUGAAUUUCGUCCAAAUGACCUUCGAUUUAUCGUAUUUGCAAUGGCAUUGGCCGAAGGUAUGACCAGCAUUAGCAAUCUGUCAAGCAAGGAACGCCAGCUGCUCGGAGAAAUAGAGAAGAGUGCGUUUCCCAAGUUCAAUCGGAUCACCUUAAACCAAAAUGUGAUGACGCGUUGGGACAGUGACCUCUCUGACACCUGUUCGGACAGCGUGGCCAUGGAGUUUGAAGAGAUUCCCUCCAAAGAGAAACAGCAGACACUGGACACCUUGCUGGGCAUUGGAUCGAAGCUGAAAUAUGGCGUUGAGCUUGGACGACGCAUUGUUCUGGCCUACAGGGCUGCCAUGUAUUUGGACAAAGAUUAUCUGGAUGUGUUGCGAACCAAGGAUGCUGGUAUCCUUUUGAAGAGCGCCGCUGCCGAAGAUUGCCUACAGCGUCUACUGGUGGUCAGUGAUAUACAAAUAUCCACGAGAAUGACACCGAAAGAAAUUGCCGAAUGUUUGGCCCUGGAACUGACCACCUGCAUCGUGCGUCCCCGGUUUUAUAUUCUCCAUGUCAGGGAGCAGCCGAGAAAUGCUUUACGAAAUGCUGAUCUCUGGGGCCACAGCAUCGAUCGGGAUUUCCACCUGUUCCUAGAACUGGCUCCCAAUUCUACUAUGCUGGGUAAUUGUUUGCUGGAGUACUGUGAUGCCCUAAAGACUUAUCGUCGCUACCAGGAGGGCAAGCCCUUUGAGGAGACCGAAGCAUUCGAGAAUCUUUCGAAAAUAAUAUCGCUCUACGGACUACCCACUCCUUCUCCGACGGGUACAAUGUCAGGCAUUCCACAGGUUUUGUCACACAAGAAACAAAAUCAGAUCUACGUGGAGCUGUUGAUCAAAGCGCACCUGUGUUUUGUGCACGAGUGCUCCAUGGAAGGCAUUGUGAGCGUGCUCCAGAAAGCUAAAGCACUUAAUACUAAACUAGCCCAGGCCAAAUCGUGGUCGCUGAUUGUCCGCUUGCUGAUUGGAAUUGCACGCUACCGCGAGAUGUUCUACUGCUUUGAUUCCCUAAUUGAGAACGAGCAGUUCGAGUCGUUGUUGGGGCAGUUCGAUGAGGACCAGAAGGGAGGACUUCGACAGGCGAUUCUUAGUUACCUCAGAGAGUAUCAACCAAAGAAUGGAAAGGAACUGCUGCGCCUGGCGGCGCUGCACUUCCUCAUGUACAAAGAGUUGGCGGAAAUGUGGACUACGGAGGCCCAGGAGAUAGUAACCAAAAUUCAAGCCUUCGCCGCGCAGUCCAGUAAACUAAAAUGCUCCGCAGAGGUGCAAACACUGUUGCAACAGGCCUUGGAAAAUUACACACAUGCCACGGAGAACUAUUUGUUGGACAACAAACUCCUGCUGGCCCAGCAAAGCGUUUCCCGAGCCGAGCUGAUGGCCAUGCAACUGGAUCUGUGCAACAAAGCUCUCGAAAAACGGCACAGUAAUAAUGCGAAUCAUAUGUGUGUGAGCGUCCUUGGAGUGCGUUCUCGAGAACAGUUUCGGGAACUAGUCAACGUCCAUUUAAGCGUACCACAAGCUCUGAUUCUGAGUCGCGCUUAUGGUUAUGAUAUUAACUGGAGCGAGGCCAUCUUGUCCCAAUUCGUUGUGCUUCAGGGAGCCAAUUAUCUGCAGGAGUAUCUGUGUCAUCAGCGCAUCAAUGAUGACGUUAUCGAGCAGAUUGUCAAGGGUUACUUACUGCACAUCCAAAGUAAUGCCACGAACUCGAAACAGGAGGAGUCGAUGAUCCAACUGGUGGAACUGAUCAAGUCCGUGGUUCUCAAAUACAAAUUGGCAUCCAUAUUGGGCUUCAAGUCCAUUGUGAUGUCCUUAAUUAACGAUUCCUCCGUUUAUUAUCUUAGAGAUACAAAUUUCGGUCGUAGCGAUUUCCACACAGCAGGAGACACGUGACAUAUAUACCAUUGUGAUUUUAAACUGUUUUUAUACAACAACAUUAGCACUGAUUACGUUAUUACAAAUAUACAUUUACAAAUAGCUAAA
Molecule: messenger RNA, 5617 nt
Organism: Drosophila teissieri
Lineage: Eukaryota; Metazoa; Arthropoda; Insecta; Diptera; Drosophilidae
Product: spatacsin
Biological process (GO): chemical synaptic transmission; axon extension; axo-dendritic transport
Cellular component (GO): synapse; dendrite; axon
Source: RefSeq, a predicted model, not a curated record